UCCCGUCUUCAGCGGUCUAACAGAGUAUCUUCUCCCCAGACCAACCUCCCUAUCUUCAAGCUGAAGGAGUCUCGUGUGCGUCGGCGCUACAGUGACUUUGAGUGGCUUAGAGGGGAACUGGAGAGAGAGAGCAAGGUAGUGGUCCCCCCUCUCCCAGGGAAAGCUCUUUUCCGGCAACUUCCGUUUCGAGGGGAUGAUGGGAUAUUUGAUGACUCUUUCAUCGAGGAGCGGAGACAGGGACUGGAGCAGUUCCUUAACAAAGUGGCCGGUCACCCCCUAGCUCAAAAUGAGCGCUGCCUGCACAUGUUUCUACAGGAUGAGUCUGUGGACAAGACCUACACCCCUUCCAAAAUACGGCAAGCCUAAGAGCAUGGUCCAGCCCAGCCCAAUACCCAAAGCCCUCUCAAUCUCUAAAGGGGUCCUGCUUAGUCCACAAACACUUGUAUGAUCUUCACUCUUUGUUUUGCAGUCACACGCUGUCUUUUAGUCUUGUUUGAUUUGUUAUCUUGUCUUUGGCUUGUUUUCAACUCUCUAUUGGAGAUCCUACUAAGAAUGGUCUACUCUUUAUAACUGUGGUUGAAUAUAAUUUGUAUAAUCGUCUUUCUUAUUUUAUUUGUCUGGAGAUGCCACUAACUUGGGUAUUUUAUGUUACCUGUAUUUAUCAGUAUGGUAUGUCCUGGAUAUAUAAUCAUUUUUAAAAAGAAACAGAAUGUCCACUAUUCCGUGUGCACAAGCCUCAUGCUUGAUAGUUGUCUCCUCACCGUUGUACAAUUGGAAUGUCCGCACCAUAACUGUGACUUUUUAGACGGUCCCUGCCUCUGAAAAUCACACUUGUAGAUGGUCCCUUCCACAGUGAACAGAAGCAUGUGUGUGUACACCAGCCAACAGUUCUUCUGUAAAUGAUUUUCUAAUGAGCAAAAACAGAUGCACAGAGGGAACCUGAAGCAUUUCUACUGGCCAUGUGCGUUUCGAGAUUUGUAUACUGCUGUGCCAUUUUGUUUAUUUUGAAAAUUUUCCAAUAAAACAGGUCAAACGCACUCAUAUGCACGA
Messenger RNA from Hypomesus transpacificus, 1050 nucleotides. It is a transcript of the gene snx3, whose product is annotated as sorting nexin 3. The annotation marks the transcript as partial. The record is from RefSeq and is a predicted model, not a curated record. Gene Ontology annotation, molecular function: phosphatidylinositol-3-phosphate binding. Lineage: Eukaryota; Metazoa; Chordata; Actinopteri; Osmeriformes; Osmeridae. Gene Ontology annotation, cellular component: retromer complex; early endosome membrane. Gene Ontology annotation, biological process: late endosome to Golgi transport; endocytic recycling. The transcript is spliced from 3 exons.